This is a messenger RNA of Scophthalmus maximus (turbot), 3142 nucleotides long. It is a transcript of the gene smad3b, whose product is annotated as SMAD family member 3b. Gene Ontology annotation, biological process: transforming growth factor beta receptor signaling pathway; anatomical structure morphogenesis; cell differentiation. The transcript has 9 exons. Gene Ontology annotation, cellular component: heteromeric SMAD protein complex. Gene Ontology annotation, molecular function: I-SMAD binding; DNA-binding transcription factor activity, RNA polymerase II-specific; RNA polymerase II cis-regulatory region sequence-specific DNA binding. The record is from RefSeq and is a predicted model, not a curated record. NCBI's taxonomy places the organism in Eukaryota, Metazoa, Chordata, Actinopteri, Pleuronectiformes, Scophthalmidae. The coding region runs from base 303 to 1580 and encodes 425 amino acids.
AGGAGGAGGAGGGGGAGAGGAGGAGGAGGGGCAGGAGGAGGAGGAGGGAGGGCAGAGUGGCUGGUGGAGGAGCUGCUCCACUCCGACAGACCACUGACCUGAACGGCGUCAACUUGCAAGCCGUCGCCGCCGAGCCGCCGGCAGCGACCAAUGCCUUCCUCCGCCCCGGGAGAGUAGCGAGCUAAGCUAACUAGCCGACUGGAUCGUCAUCACACAGGAACAACUCACUGUGCAGCGUCCACCGUCGGGACUGCGACGAGUUGUAUUUUCAGUUUUCCAUUUUGUUUUUUGUUUUUAAAGAAAUGUCUAUAUUGCCGUUCACUCCUCCGAUCGUGAAGCGGCUCCUCGGCUGGAAGAAGGGAGAGCAGAGCGGCCAGGAGGAGAAAUGGAGCGAGAAGGCUGUGAAGAGUCUGGUGAAGAAGUUGAAGAAGAGCGGCCAGCUGGACGAGUUGGAGAAAGCCAUCACCACGCAGAAUGUCAACACGAAGUGCAUCACCAUACCCAGAUCUUUAGAUGGGCGUCUCCAGGUCUCCCACAGAAAAGGUCUACCUCAUGUGAUCUACUGCCGCUUGUGGCGCUGGCCAGAUCUGCAGUCCCACCAUGAGCUGCGAGCGGUCGACCAAUGUGAAUUUGCCUUCCACACUAAGAAGGAUGAAGUCUGCAUCAACCCCUACCACUACCAGAGGGUGGAGACGCCAAUUUUGCCUCCUGUCCUAGUACCACGGCAUACAGACAUCCCUGCUGUGUUCCCACCGUUGGAUGAUUACAGUCCAUCGAUUCCUGAGAAUACCAACUUUCCUGCGGGCAUCGAACCCCAGAGUAACUAUAUUCCUGAAACUCCCCCACCGGGGUAUCUGAGUGAGGAUGGUGAGACAAAUGAUCACCAGCUCAACCACAGCAUGGACACCGGUUCACCCAGCCUGUCGCCCAAUCCUGUGUCACCCGCAAACAGUAAUCUUGACUUACAACCUGUGACAUACUGCGAAUCUGCCUUCUGGUGUUCUAUAUCCUACUAUGAGCUGAACCAACGUGUAGGAGAGACCUUCCAUGCCUCCCAGCCCUCCCUCACAGUGGAUGGAUUCACAGACCCCUCCAAUUCUGAGCGCUUCUGUCUGGGGUUGCUCUCCAACGUCAACCGCAACUCUGCAGUAGAGCUCACACGCCGACACAUAGGACGGGGCGUGAGGUUGUACUACAUUGGGGGUGAGGUGUUUGCAGAGUGUCUCAGUGACAGUGCCAUCUUUGUCCAGAGUCCCAACUGCAACCAGCGCUACGGUUGGCAUCCUGCCACUGUCUGCAAAAUCCCUCCAGGCUGCAACCUGAAGAUCUUCAACAACCAGGAGUUUGCCGCCCUGCUUGCACAGUCAGUCAAUCAGGGCUUUGAGGCUGUGUACCAGCUCACAAGGAUGUGUACCAUUCGCAUGAGCUUUGUCAAGGGUUGGGGAGCUGAGUAUAGACGUCAGACGGUGACCAGCACCCCCUGUUGGAUAGAGCUGCAUCUCAACGGUCCGUUACAGUGGCUGGACAAGGUCCUCACUCAGAUGGGCUCUCCCAGCAUCCACUGCUCCAGUGUGUCGUAGGAGCGGCCCUCUGUCCCAUCCACACACUUAAAUACAAACCACAUGAGUAAACUCGAGCGUCUGUCAGUGAUGAUGAGGAAAGAGAUGCCAUUCGUCAAAUAACUCUCCUCCCUUGUUUUCUCUUAUCAUUUCACCGCACAUGUACAGUAAUGCACUUUCCUUGGUAUCAUUUAGUUCCCCCACUCAAACACAGGGUAUUUUCAGUAGGAUAAAAAAAACUCAUUAUUCAUUCAGACAUCCUGUUCUGUGCUCAGUUUUUUAAGUUUAUUUUUUAUAAAAGGAGAUUGAAACGUUUGUUUUCCAGGUUGGUCGCCAUCUACAUGUUUCUAAGCAUUUUUGAUUCUAUGAAUUAGCUAAAAUUGUGAUCAAGAUACCAUCACUGGUGUGUCAGUGUCCCAGAGCCACUUUUAGUUUAGUUCCUUUUAGCACUGAAAUGGGAGGCUUAUUUAUCAAGUGAACCAUGCUUUAAUAUGAAAAAUGUCAUUCUGUUUAGUGGUUAAAUAGAAUAUAUUAAAUUAAUAUUCUAAGUACAAGGUACUUUGCCCAUAUUGAUGUAUCUGUAUUAAUGAAAGCAUCAACUAUGUUAUUGAUAAUUUAAUUGGUAUUUUAUCUAUUUUUAACAAAAUAUAGACAUUAGCAUCAUUGUUUCUUGACGAGAACCCUUGUAUGAAAUCUAUUUUGCUCAGUGAAAGAGACAUUUUAUAAGUUAUUUUUGCAUACUGUCCUGCAUGGGAAUAUAUUUUUAUUAUUGCCUCAAUACAAUUGUACAUAAAUAUUUAUAGCUUGUGAUUUAUGUGGUCGUGCAUUGCUUGAAACAGUGCACCUGACUGACCUCUGGCAUGAGUAGAUUCACAAAAACACUUUUGAAUGACCCAAAACUUGGCCCGCUUCAACACAGGCUAUUCUAACCCGGGUCAACGGGUUCUUUUGUGUAACACACAGGAUUACUGUACUGUACCAGCUAUUGCUGUUACUUCAAAAUAGGCACAUACGACAUACAGUAUGAGUGAUUGAGUUUUGGUAUGACUUCAGUGUGAAGAGUGCUCAGUAGCAUUGACUUUGGCUGUGGUUCAUCCAUUGAUGGAGAGGUGAAGAUAUCAAUGCAGGUCUGUUAACCAACUGUUAGCCAGUAGUACACUCUGCUCCUUGUGGGUAAAUGAUGCACUUCAAUUUUGAUGUGUUGAUCAGUUCAAGUGGUAAUUUACGUGUUUCAUAAAAAAUGUAUAUUUGCUACGAUAUAGAAAAAUGUAAUGUGCUCACUGUCCUUGGUCAGUCUAUGAAGCCACCAAGUUAAUCCUGCAUUAACCUACAUUACAUAAGCCUGAAUCACCGUGCUAUCUAUGUAAAACAUUACAUGGUGCUAAACUGGAAAACUGUACUACAGUGCAUUAGAUAGUUGGUAGAUCUGUAUCAGUACUUGUGUUCCUUGAUGUUUGCAGUUGGUCGUUUUCUCUUCUAAGUCUUAUGUACAUGUUUGUUUCACGUAGUCUAAGAUUUAUUCUCAAAUGACCAGUGUUUUGUUAUCUGUGAAAAUUUAAUAAACUGCAACUGGGUAAAAAUAA